Messenger RNA from Pocillopora meandrina, 3605 nucleotides. The record is from the annotation of a GenBank genome assembly. Lineage: Eukaryota; Metazoa; Cnidaria; Anthozoa; Scleractinia; Pocilloporidae.
UAUUAAUUAGGUUUAAAUAUAGGAAACUUAUCGAGUUCCAUCACGUCCUCGACCGAGUCGAACAGGGAAGUAAAAGAUUAUGGAUUGCGAGAUGAGCAAAUCGAAGAUAGUUAUCGGAAUAGUGGUCGUUGCUGCAAUCAUCUUUGUUGGCGCUAUGGUAGGGACCUCGUUACGAAAACUAAGCACAGAGGAAGGUAUGUAAAUAUUGAAGAACUUGCUACCAAAUCUGCAGAAUUUUUAAGAAUUUAGAAAUUGCUGAUCAAAGUAAAAGAGUUGGAUGAUUGUUGUAAACUCGUCUUAAUUGUGAAAGAUUCGAGAUUUGCGUAAACGAAGCGGAUGAGUUUAAGCCAGCGGAAUGAAAACUAUCAAACAGGAAAGGAACAGAUUGGUUGACACUACUCUGGUGUGGACCAAGCGGAACAACUUUAAAGGCAAAAUUCUAUUCCAGUUAAGCCUCUUUUGAUCUCUUUUCGCUAUUAGGAAGGAGCUCGCGAAAACCCACGUGUCAUUCAAAGAAUUUUUCUUCGUCACUUUACCAUAUGUAAACAAAACACUGUUUACCAAAAGGAGUGAAAAUAGUUCUCUUGAUUAGAGAAGUGUUCUCGUCCAACUUCAAAAAGCUAGGUCAAUAGAAGCGUCAGGUUAGGUUCAAUGUAUUUUGGAUAAAGUUCUGAAAACUAGCUCGUCCCGUUUACAAGCGGUCAAAGGAGGUUUGCCUUUCUGUGUUAAUGGGACCAAAUUGUCCAGAUCGUUUCGGUCACGUCCGCUUUACCAAGUUCUAAUUUGUGAAUAAAAGAUGUACAGAUGUAUGUUGUAUGCAAACUGUGUUCUGAUUCGCUACCUGAGCGGGUAAGAUGGGUCCAUCUUGCCCGUUUGGGACUAUUUCGAUUUCGAUUUCGAUUCUAUUCGAUUUCGCGCAAGAAAAAACAUUGCAGUGCGUGGAGCGGACUAAGAAAAUUCGAAAUUUUUGGACAGUGUGGGCGAUAGAGUCGCAAAAAGCGGCAGAAAACAGUCAAAACAAAAUAAACAUAAACUACUCUCGUGGGUUUAUUAUGCUACAAAUGCUACAAAUACAGUUGGCAUUCAGGUUCCCAGCUCUUGAAAUAAACAAAUCAUUCUUCAUAGAUAGAAAUAAGAGAGAUGGUAAGUUUUGAGCUCAAGACGAAAAACAUCUUUCUGUAAAUCAUUCUUUAUUGUUGAUAGAGCGAAAUUUUCAUGCUAUAUGAUAAAUCCUUCAUUGACCAGGCUUGUUCGGAUGUAAGCCUUGUUCUUCUUUUUGCGUUUUUAUAAACCUCGAAUUUGUCUCAGUCCAUAAAAACGCCAAAAAAAGACCUCUAUCAAUAUUCAGCCAUCUUGACCUCACGCUCGGUAGAUAACGCAUAUAUCACAUUCUUUCAUCUGUGACAGUCGGUGUGGCGUACAAUAUCCAUGAGAAAAAGCUGUCAACUGAGGCGAAGAGGGAGGGGCUUCACUCUGGUUCCCCUGGUUACCGAUUUAUCAUCUUUCCCAGUGUGUUUCAGAGCAUAAGUUUCGAUGACCUGGAGUGUCUAAACAAAGAUGGCAUCGAGAUAGAGUUGAAUGUACAGUUUCAGUAUCGGGCAAGACCCAAGGAACUUCGAGAUCUCAUUUUGCAGUUUAAAGACAAAGACAGCUACUUGAAACUACUAAAGUAAGCGUAACAAAUGAAUAGAUCUGUUUAUGGUAGUCAUGAAAACCAAGUGAUUUUAAGCGUUGAUUAACUGGCUCUAAAGGAAUCCAUGAGUUUUGUAGGAAACAUUGAGUUCGAGGGGAGACAAAACUCACUGUUUCCAAAGGGGUCAGUGAUUUAGUGUUUUGUCAUACCUCCCGACUGAAAAUGUAUUGGACUGGCACACGAAUUUCUCGCAGUUUCAAGGAGCAUGACAAUAUUACUUGCGAGUCGAAAGUUUAAAUUGUUGUUUGGAAAUUUUGACCCAUGGCACGUGUCACGCUUAUGGCACGUAGCACGUCCAUGGCACAGGGCACGUGUCACGUCUUUCUGCAAUCGCAAAACGUUCUUGAGUUGGGAGGGAUAACAACCAAAUUUUGAAAUGGAGAUCCUAAAAUAUAUUCAGGUCUCAUCACAAAGUGCGACAAAUAUUUGCUAUUUGUUUAAUUUUAACCAUGCAAUUUUGAAAAUUGCGGGAAAACGUUUCAGUAAUCAAUUAAACCGUUUGCUUAUUUAUUCCUAUUAUCAGGAGCAUUGCUGAGUCCGCCAUCCAUGAUUCUUGUAGUGCGUUCAAUACCACACAGCUACAAUCUGAAAGAGCUUCAUUUCAAGAUCUCGUCCGUAAAACUAUCGGUCGAAGAUUUGACAAUGUAGGAGCUGAUGUCGAAGACCUACAGGUAACUAGCAGCAUGGGAAUGAGCAUGAAAGAGCUGGAGUCCGAUGAAUUAAAAAACAAGGAUUCGAACCUCGUUCCCAGAGGAUUUCAGCCCCUCCACCUUUCUCCACGUCGAGAGGGAAUGUGAAAGGAGAUGAAAGAAGAAAUAUCUCAACCCUAACCUCGUACUCAGACCUUUCACGGCCAAGCAGUUGUAAAUUACAUUUAAAUUAAACAGUAGGAUCUGGGUACGAGAUAAUCUCAACCUCUCCUCUCUCAUCCUUCCUUCCUCUUCACGAAGUCUCAGUCACUUACAUGCUACAAGUCUGUCAGGCUCUAAGGCCACCUGAUAACCUGUCAAAAAACGAGCGCCGGGGGGAGGGGUCUGAGGUCAUCCUUCCCCGAAAAAAUUUUGAAAACUAUCCUUCAUACGUACCUCCUACUAAACAAAACAAAAUGUCGUCCCGAUUUAAGGCCCCCCACCCCCACCCAUCCCAGCUCCGCCGUCCCUGCAAGGAAUGGUUAUUUAAUAAAAGAGGUGUUUCUGUAUAUGGUGAUCUUUCUUUUAUACUCAAGGCCUUAAUGUCUGAUUCAACGGUGAAACUGUAUGGAGAAAACAGAUGCUGAUCAUCCGUAAGGGGCUAAAAAAAACACUUCUGAGAGUUAAAGGGUGGAAAAGUUUAUUUCCCUCUUGAAUUAGUUUUGACAUGAUGAAUAUUUUUCUUUCCUUUAGGUUGAAAACAUCAUGCGCCCUGAAUCCUACGAAAAAGUCAUCCGAACUAAAGAAGCCGCCAAAGAAAACAUCAAGAUAGCAGAGAAUGAACGUCCACGACUUGUUGUGGAAGCGAAAUCUGAGAAAGAAGAAGCUGUCAAGCAAGCUGAGAUCACCAUCCAGCGGGCGGAGUCUGAGGCCAGGGUGCUCUUGUCCAAGGCGGACGCAGAAGCCAGCAGUAUCAGAGCAGCAUACGCUGCAGAAACGGCAGCAUUCCAGAAACUCAAGAACGACACCCUUAGUAACAGUGUAGCAGGACUUCUGUCGUAUCUAGGGGUGCGACUCAUCGCUGAGAACAAUAACACUGUUAAUGUGGCGCUGGAUGCUCCAGCUAAAACCAAGUAUACAUACACCUAACCCUUAAGUACCCAACGCCUAAGCUGUAAUUCACCCUUGAAGCUGCUGCAGAUUUUCCUUUGAGGGUUCUAGGUGACAUUAAGAUAAUCCACUUGGCAAGCUAUACGUGAAGCUGCUACAGAUUUUCAUUCGAG